Molecule: messenger RNA, 2012 nt
Organism: Thrips palmi
Lineage: Eukaryota; Metazoa; Arthropoda; Insecta; Thysanoptera; Thripidae
Gene: prel
Product: protein preli-like
Exons: 3
Coding region: 155-799 (214 amino acids)
Biological process (GO): phospholipid transport
Cellular component (GO): mitochondrial intermembrane space
Molecular function (GO): phosphatidic acid transfer activity
Source: RefSeq, a predicted model, not a curated record
UCCAGCAGCAGCGCAGCAGUGGCAGCAGCAGCAGCUGUACAGACGGGACGGGACACGGGACGGCAGAUGGCUGGGCCUAGAACUAUCGGCUGAUUCCGUUUAAUUCAUCCGGACUUACCUUCUCGCCCCACCUAGUUACCCCGCUCGUUUAACCAUGGUCAAGUUCUAUGAAAGUAGCACCGUUUUCCAGUAUAACUGGCAUCAAGUUGCCCAGGCAUUUUGGCAGCGUUACCCUAACCCCCACAGUUCUCAUGUUCUCAGUGAAGACACAGUCUUCCGAGAAGUGAGAGACAACAAGCUCUUCACGAAAAGACUUCUCACUAAAACCAACCGAGUUCCCAAAUGGGGUGAACGGUUCAUCAACAAUCCCAAGGUUGGAAUUAUUGAAGAGUCAGUGGUCGACCCCAAAACUAGAACUCUUACAACUUAUACACGAAAUGUGGGCUACACGAAAGUCAUGUCUGUUGUCGAGAAAGUGGUUUACCGAGAGAGUGAUGACAAUCCUAAUUGCACCAUUGCUGUACGUUCUGGAUGGGUUGACUCCCAAGUGUUUGGCUUUAAACAUGCUAUUCAAGCAUUUGGUGUUGAAAGGUUCAGAAAAAACUGCCAGCAGAUGAUUCUGGGAUUUAACCAUGUUCUAAGUCACUUGUACCCAAAACAUGGGCAACAUGAAACCAAUGUUUCCUCUGAAAAGUCAUCCGUGCAGGAAGCAAAGGAUAAAUUAAAAAGUGCUGCCAAGAGGGCUUCAGACCUCGUAAUGCCAAAGGCAAAUGUAAUGGUUGCAUCUUGUCAAGAUUAAAUUCCGGGCUGAAUUCCAUCUGGUUUGAACUUUGAAGUUAAGAUUCCUUUCUAUGAAGCAGAUGUAAGAGUGAUUCUUUACAUAAGCUUACCUUUUAUACCGUUUGAUCUUCAAGUCUUACAAAAUGUGAUCUAAAAUUCAACACAAAUGUUGUGUUGACGCAAUUGUUUCUAAGAGGUUCUGCAGUUUCAAAGAGAACAGAACAAUUGCAUGUACAGGGUAUAAAAUUGAGAGGAAAAGAUGCCUUUUGUCCUGGGUUGUACUAUACCACACUCAUUCAAAAGUGGAAUGUAAAAAUGGUUACCAUAAUUUUGUAUUGUUGCCAUUAUUUUGUCUCUCAGCUUCAAGUAACUCAUAUUCCUUGAAAUAACUGUCAGUAUUUUGGCGAAUCUUGAGUUGGUGAAGCUUUGAAAGAAGAUUUCUUUGUUUCUGUUUUUGUUAAUAUCUGUGAUUCCUCUUUUCUUUUCUUGGAAGGUUUGAUAGUUUGAGGUUUGAGUUCAGUUUAAAUCAUCUUUACCAUCCAUAUUUUUUGUCUUUUUGGAGGGAUGAUUGAUGUGUUUGGAUGGGGUGAUUUGACGAGUUUUACUGUUUCGGUAAAUUGUGUGGGGCAUUGAUUGUAUCUUUUGUUUUUCUUCGACAUAUUCCUUAUUGUAGUUUGAAGAUUUAGGUGUUUUACUACCUCUUUAUGUCUUUGUCACUUGACAUCUUUAUUUUCAUACAUUUUUGUGUAUUAUGGGUUUCCUCCCAAAUACUGUUGUACCCUUUCAUUUCUUUCACUGGGCUCUAGAUUGUUAAGGCUAAGAACAAGACAUUAAAUUUUCGUAUCUUUUUUUUAUUUGGUAAGACCUUUAGUGGUUCUUAUCUUGUUUCCUAAAGCUUCCUGUAAUUGUUGAUUCAAGCCUCAUAUGUUUUUAUCUCCCUUUCAAUAGACUUUCAAAUUUGUUGAAGAAUUUUUACUAUUACAAAGUUUUCACUUCAAUCAGUAGCAGCUGUAUUUUUACACUGCCACUAAUGUGUGUAUUGUAAAAGAUGUAUUGUAAGCUUGAUUGUAAGUGUCAGGUGAAAUGGGUGAUCUUUGACGUGCACCAUUGUGGCUUAGUCAGUAUGUAUGUAAUGUAAUUCGUACACUAUUCAAUAGUAGAUGGAUUUCAUAGACAAUCAUUCCUGGACAUGUGAUUCACCAGGGAGUACAAUAAAUAGUGACUACAGUAAA